Messenger RNA from Nymphaea colorata (pocket water lily), 2352 nucleotides. RefSeq lists its product as uncharacterized. Gene Ontology annotation, molecular function: protein binding. The transcript has 13 exons. The record is from RefSeq and is a predicted model, not a curated record. Bases 132 to 1511 code for a protein of 459 amino acids. NCBI's taxonomy places the organism in Eukaryota, Viridiplantae, Streptophyta, Magnoliopsida, Nymphaeales, Nymphaeaceae.
UUUCUGAACUUUCCAGUUCCACAAUUCUUGGCUAAGAGUGUCUCGAUAAAAUUCGCGGUAUUUUCAAAACCAUCCCUUCCCUCCCUCUCUCUAAAAAGAGGCGCGAGCGGUAGAGUUCGAUCCUGUGGAAGAUGGAGACGGGAAAGAAAAGGGAGCUGUCGAUUCCUGAUGUCCUUGACAACGACCAUGGUCUUGCAGGAAGAGAAGGAGAGCAACAGCAACAAGAACAGGAGAGGGGAGAGGGAGGCGGAGGAGAAUGGUUGGGAUGGGCUCGCCUCAAGUUCGACGAACCUCCCGUCAGGACCCACCAUUUCUAUCGGCAAUUUAGGGCCGAUUUCUCAUCCUCUACUCCCUCCCCUAAUCGAAGCAACUUCUUGAAAGGAAUCAAGUGGUCUCCGGAUGGUUCCUGCUUCAUUACUAGCGUGGAGGAUAACUCUCUCCGGCUAUUCGAUUGCCCAGUUGUUGAUGACGGUACUCAAGUUGCCUAUGAUUAUGCCUCAGGGGAAGAUUCAUAUAACUCAAAACUUGUUAUUCAGGAGGGCGAAUCUGUAUAUGACCAUUGCUGGUAUCCUUUCAUGCAUUCUUCAGAUCCAGCAACAUGCGUAUUUGCAACUACUACUCGUGAUCACCCUGUUCAUCUUUGGGAUUCUAUAUCUGGUCAGCUUCGUUGUACAUACCGUGCAUAUGAUAAUAUGGAUGAAAUAACUGCAGCAUAUUCAGUUGCCUUCAGUCCUUCCGGGACAAAGCUGUUCGCCGGAUAUAACAAGGCUAUCAGAGCAUUUGAUCUUCAUCGUCCUGGUCGAGAUUUUGAGCACUAUCCAACCCUUAGUGGAAAUAAGGAUGGUCUGCCAGGGAUUAUAUCCUGCAUCUCGUUUAGUCCUUACAAUGGGCUGCUUGCAGCAGGGUCAUACAGUCAAACCACUGCAAUUUACGCAGAGAAUACAAUGGAGCUUCUGUAUUUACUCCAUGGACAAUUAGGUGGAGUUACACAGGUUCUCUUUUCAAAGGAUGGAAAUUAUCUGUAUACAGGAGGGCGGAAGGAUCCUUACAUAUUAUGCUGGGAUGUCCGCAAUACAGUCAGUAUUUUAUACAAGUUAUACAGAUCAUCAGAAUCCACAAACCAGAGGAUAGCAUUUGACAUCGAGCCUUGUGGGGCACAUCUUGGGACUGGAGGGCAGGACGGGCAUGUUCAUGUUUAUGACCUUCAAACUGGACAAUGGACUGCAAGUUUUCAGGCUGCAUCAGAUACUGUAAAUGGAUUUUGUUUCCAUCCCUCCCUCCCAAUGGCUGCUACUUCAUCAGGACAUCGCAGAUUUUUCAUACCGGAAACUGAUGAAGAGAGAAUAGUUUUAAGUGGUUCAUUCCUAACUUCUUUUGCCUUAUCUAUGGCUUUUAUUCUUUGUCUGCUACUUGUGGCCUCCAAGUAUGAUCCUUUAUGGAUAUUCCUACAUGUCUUGGCUACAUAUAUAUCCUGUUCCACUAAGGCAACAUGUUGCCAUCCUUAUACAUAGUUGUUCUUCAAGAGUUGAUUUGAUGAGAUCCUAUUUGGAAUCAACAAGCAUUAGUUUAUUUCUCUUUUUCUUUUUUGGCCUUUUUAUUGUGAACUAAUGUACUCUUUCCCUUUCGGGAACAGAAGAAGAGAACUGUGCUUCCAUUUGGAGCUGCUCUUGGUCAUGGUGAACAGGUUGUUCUGCCAAUCUUGAGGAUUCAAACGCACAGACAGGGGAAGGUGACUUAGACGAUGUUUAAUGUCUCAAGGCCAAUAAUUUUUUAUAAUUUUCCUUUUUUAAAACCUUAUGUACUGAUUGAGAUACUUCACAUAUCGUCUUACUUGAUAGUUAUAGGCUUUUCGUACUCCUUCAUUCACUAGAACAUGACAAGUGUUAGACUAACGUUUAAUCGGUAAAUCAUCAUAUCAGUGUGAUCUUGUGGUAACUUUGUAGUACAAUAUUGUGUUUCAGCUGCUAGCAUGUGUUUUUUUUUCUAGUAUCCUUUUUUUUUGUUUCUGUUGCAGUAUGUUUGUUCCUUAUGAAGAAUAUUAUUUUCCCAACGACACUUCAAUUCACAGAAGCUGCAUGGUGGUCUGAUGCAAGAUGCCUUGUCCUAGCAGAUACUGUGCAGGCGUCCAAUUGGUAAAUGUCAUUGCACCAAAAUGACAAGGAAAAUUGAGGUACUGGAAGCACUUCUGGUGGGUAUCGUGGUACGCCCUCAUCCACAUCUUAGUAAACAUGUGAAGGGCAAUGUGAACGUCAAUUAUAAACUGAAGACCAUGUAGUAAUUUUCACUGGAUGUCGUGCAAGAUGUAAAGCUGUGUCAUUUGGGAAAUUAAAUCCCCUGCUCUUAGUUGUUUUA